Solanum dulcamara is the source of this 2045-nucleotide messenger RNA. RefSeq lists its product as uncharacterized. The record is from RefSeq and is a predicted model, not a curated record. The coding region runs from base 222 to 1712 and encodes 496 amino acids. NCBI's taxonomy places the organism in Eukaryota, Viridiplantae, Streptophyta, Magnoliopsida, Solanales, Solanaceae. The transcript has 3 exons.
CCAUAGCUCUUUUUAUUUUGUCGAGUCUCUAGCUAUAUGUACACAACUUCCCCACUUACACUUUUCAAAACCCACAUAACAAUCCCCACAGCACCUCCCCCUCUCCAAAAUCUCUUUGGUUUCAAAAAAGUUGAAGACUCUUCGACCAACAAAAAAAGAAAAGUUAUAAUUCGUAUUCUGAUUAAGAAUUUCAUCGUAAAUUUUCCCUUUCACCAUCUUUAAUGGCACAAAAACAUUUACGUGAACUUCUACAAGAAGAUCAAGAACCAUUUCAACUUAAACAUUACAUCGCCGAUAGACGUUGUCAGCUCAAUAAAAAUCCUUCCAAAUAUUCGUUACAAACCGUAGAGAAACAAAAACCGAUUUCUCCAAGUAAUACAUUGUUAUGCAAAGACGCUUGUUUUUUCUUAUCGAUUAGAAAAAAUUCAUGUAAAGGUAUGGAGAUAUUAUCACCUAUCAAUUUCUCAGUAUCAACACCAAAAAGUAGUCCAGCUAGGAAAAAAGUGUUUCUACAUAUACCUGCUUCUACUUCCUCAUUGCUACUCGAAGCAGCAAUGAGGAUUCAACAGAAGCAGAAGCAAAAUCGACCCGUUAAAUCGAAGAAAACCCAGAUGGCUUUUGGUUUAUUCGGGUCGAUUUUGAAGAAAAUCAAGGAAAGGAGUAAGAAACGCGAGAUUAAUCAUGAAAUUGGAACUCAGAACAAUGAAAUUGGUGGUGAGUUGAGAAGUGGGUCUUGUUCAUGUAAUCAUAGUAGACUUAGUAGUGCGGGUUGGUCGGAGAGUAACGAAGAAAAAUCGAUGGAUUUCGAAACUUCUAGUAGUUGCAGAUCGGAAAAUGAAGAGAUUGAGAACAUCGCUCAUGGAGAUUUUCCUAUUUAUGAAACCAAAUAUUGUUCGAGUCCCAUAAGCCCUUUUAGAUUUUCUCUUCAGAAAUGUCCGUCGUCGACCGGUUGCCUGACGCCGGAGUUUUCAUCGCCGGCCGCAUCUCCGGUUUGCCACAAGAAAGAGGAUAAAGAAAACUAUGAAGGUUUGGCAAAUAUUGAACAAGAAGAAGAUGAGAAAGAACAAUGCAGCCCGGUUUCCGUCUUGGAUCCUCCGUUUGAAGACGAUGGACAUGAAUGUGAAUACGAGGACAAGGGCGAGGAAGAGGACGACGAUGAUUAUGGUAUCGAGUGCAAUUAUGCACUUGUACAGAGAGCACAACAACAACUUCUAUCCAAGCUUCGUAGGUUCGAGAAACUAGCAGAGUUGGAUCCUAUUGAACUCGAGAAACUAAUGCUCGAAGAAGAAGACAAUGAUGAUCUCAAAGAUGAUAAUGACAAUGAUUCGGUGUUAUCAUACAGAGACCGUGAUUUUGAGACGUUUGCAAGUGAAGUGACAAUCCCUUUCGACAUGAAAAGGCUAGUCUCAGACUUAAUAUCUGAGGAGAAAAUUGAGACUAACAACUCGAACAAUAGGGAAGAAGAAGUAGUCUUUGGAAGAGUAUGCAAGAGGUUAGAUUCAUGGCAACAUGUCAGAUCAGACACCAUCGACAUGAUGGUCGAAUCGGACUUGAAAAUCGAGCUUGAUGAUUGGAAAAAAUUUCAUGAACAAAUGGAAGAAAUUGCAUUGGAAGUUGAAGUUUCAAUCUUUAGGUUGUUAGUAGAAGAAUUAGCAGAGGAGAUAAUCCAUUUUACUGGACAUCAUGGAAAUUUCAAUAAAGUUUUUGCCUAAGCAUUUCUCCGCGAAUCCAGAUUAGUCAGGAAACUAGUGUUGAUUCCAAACACCGAGUUGGGAAACCAUAAAAGAACACAGAGAAAUCUCCUAUGUACUUUAUUCUAUCAUAGUCUAACUUUUUGUACUAUGACUUAGGCUAUAGUUUGUAGUGCAACCCAAAGAGCUUUUUGGGGUGUUAGACAAUAGUAUUAGUAGUAUUUAGUAGCAAAAAUUACUUAUCAUGUAUAUGUGAGGGGGGAAGGUAAAUUCUUACUUCAUGAGACUAAACAGUAUAGCCCUCAAUUUUCUUACUAGAGGAAAUAAUCUUUGUAUCAAGACUUUGCUUCUUUA